Messenger RNA from Perognathus longimembris pacificus (Pacific pocket mouse), 997 nucleotides. Its product is annotated as TRPM8 channel-associated factor 2-like. The record is from RefSeq and is a predicted model, not a curated record. Lineage: Eukaryota; Metazoa; Chordata; Mammalia; Rodentia; Heteromyidae. Gene Ontology annotation, biological process: negative regulation of anion channel activity.
GCAGCUGUAUAUCAAGGAGUACCACCUCCGCAAGGCGCUGUCCCAGUUCCAGGCGCUGUUGAACGGCGGAGGGGGGACCAUGGCAAAGAACUACCUGGCGAGGAUGGGGGAGGAUGGCGCGGCCUUCCUUCGGAUUCCUGCACGGGGCCUUCCUGCCUAUACCUCCCUGCACCGGCUGCUCAGGAAGAUGCUGACCCAGGCCGGCCUCCCGGCUGUGAGCAAGACAAACCCAGUAGCCAAGGACUCCUGCGAGGCCACGCUUCUCUGUCUGGCCACGGAGUUGGCGCACUCGGGCACUGACUGCUCCUGGCUGGCCCAGGGCCUCGGCGAUCAGACCUGCUCCCCCAGGCUUCCCCCGUCAGACCAUCCCGUCACCGUGGAGGUGGAGGGAGACAACCCAGGCGACGAUGAGGCCUGGGUGAGCACGGGGCUCUACCUCCUGGAAGGGCAAAGUGCGGAGGUCUCCCUGCCGGAAGCUGCUGCCUCUGCCGGCCUGAAGGUACAGAUUGGCUGCCACACUGAUGUCCUGAGCGACGCCAGCCAACUGUGUCGGGCCCCCGUGGUCACGCACCGGUGCUGCAUGGACAGGGCCCAGCGGUCAGUCUCCUGUCUCUGGGGUGGCCUCCUGUAUAUCAUCGUGCCCAAACACUGCCAACUUGGCCCAGUGCCCGUGACCAUCAGGGGGGCUGUGCCUGCCCCCUACUAUAAGCUGGGUAAGACUUCCCGGGAGCAAUGGAGGCGGAGUGUCCAGGAGAAUGCGGCCCCUUGGGGUGAGCUGGCCACAGACAACAUCAUCCUGACAGUGCCAACGACGGAUCUCCAGGCCCUGGAGGACCCCGAGCCUCUGCUCCAGCUCUGGGAUCGGAUGAUGUGGGCCAUAGCCAGGCUGGCGGCCCAGCCUUUCCCAUUCCGCAGACCCGAGAGGAUUGUUGCCGACGUGCAGAUCUCCGCUGGUGGGUACCGAGGGGAGCGUGCCCAGCCAGUACGCACGGUUUAG